Molecule: messenger RNA, 569 nt
Organism: Actinia tenebrosa (Australian red waratah sea anemone)
Lineage: Eukaryota; Metazoa; Cnidaria; Anthozoa; Actiniaria; Actiniidae
Product: mitochondrial import inner membrane translocase subunit TIM50
Source: RefSeq, a predicted model, not a curated record
CAUGUCAAGGAUCUGUCAUGCAUAAACAGGGAUUUGAAGAAGGUCAUAGUCAUCGACUGCAACAAAAGCGCAGCGAAGUAUAAUGAACGAAAUGCAAUAAUAUUAAAGAAAUGGGAAGGCGAUCCAAAGGACACGACCCUGUUUGAUUUGGUUCCUUUAUUACAAACUAUUGCUACAUCSAAUAUAGAAGACGUACGCACAGUUCUAGACUUUUACAAAAAUGAAGAAGACAUCGUCRCUGCUUUCAAACGAAAUCAGGCAAGACUACUUGAAGCAGAGAAAGCCAGACAAGAGCAAGCCAACCAAUCGCAAAGCUCAUCUUGGUCAGGUGUUUUUGGGCGUGGUCUCUUCGGAAAACCAAAUAAACCAUCAUGAAACAAGAAACAACAAGUAAACAACCCAAAGAAAUCUCUACUGACUUGCUAACGAAACUAACUUAAAUCAAAGAAAAGAGAAGCUAUGAAAACACACUUCAGUAAAUUUCUGCUUGUGAUUCAGUUUCAUCCAACAAAUCUGUUGUUGUCGAACCAGAGUCGCGACCAUAGUCGUUUGCGACUAAAAUCGUAUCC